AAUGACGUCACCCGGCGGAGCAACUCAUAACACUGACCGAACGGUGGAACAAACUUUUGCUUUUAACGACUAUUUUUAACUUACCGCUUAUUCUGAAAGUGGAUCAUGUCGGUGAAUUACGCCGCUGGACUCUCUCCGUAUGCGGAUAAAGGCAUCUGCGGCCUCCCUGAGGUGUUUGAUAGCUCAGAGGAGUUGAAGAGUAAAGUAGAGACUCUGGCCCAGUUGAUCAGGGAGUCUCAGUACAUGGUGGUGCAUUCGGGAGCAGGAAUCAGCACUUCUACGGGGAUCCCGGAUUUCAGAGGUCCUAAUGGAGUGUGGACAAUGGAGGAGCGAGGAGAGGCACCUCACUUUAACACCACGUUUGAGGAGGCGCGUCCCAGUCUGACUCACAUGGCUCUACUGCAGCUCCAGAGAGCAGGAUACCUCAAAUACCUCAUCAGCCAGAAUGUAGAUGGUCUUCACCUGCGCUCCGGCUUCCCUAGGGAUCGGUUGUCAGAACUCCACGGGAACAUGUUUGUUGAAGAAUGUGAGAAAUGUGGCAAGCAAUACGUUCGGGAUACAGUAAUUGGAGUGAUGGGGCUGAAGCCAACGGGACGCUUCUGCGAGGUCAUGCGUUCCAGAGGACUCCGAUCUUGCAGAGGCAAGCUGAUCAGCACUAUAUUGGACUGGGAGGACUCGCUGCCCGACAGAGACCUGAACAGAGCUGAUGAAGCAUCCAGACGAGCAGACCUGGCCUUGACGUUAGGCACAUCUCUUCAAAUUAAACCCAGUGGAGAUCUGCCUCUUCUAACCAAACGCACAGGAGGAAAGGUGGUUAUAGUCAACUUACAGCCAACCAAACAUGACAAGCAUGCCCAUCUGCGUAUCCACGGCUAUGUAGACGAGGUCAUGGGUCAGCUGAUGAAGCUGCUGGGAUUGGAGGUUCCAGAGUGGACGGGGCCAACGCUGUGUGAAAACUCAGGUGGAGAUCUGGACAUCCUUCCUUAUGGAGCCUGGAAAAAGGAAGUGAAGAUUGAGCUGAAGAUAGAGGAGAAUAAACACGUUGUACCAAAGAAAAGAAAGAAGAUAUCACAGGAUGUUGAGAGAAAUCUCAAGAAAGAUGUUAAAGAAGAGGACACAGAAAUGAAGACAACUUCAACGUUCAAACUGAAAGAUGCUCAAGUCUUUAGUGACUCUCAGCCAAUCAAAAGACAGAACUCUGAUUGUGAGACACAUCCUUCAAAUGGCUCCUGUUCUUCCAACAUGAACACAUGAAAGCACAAACCAACAUGUAACCUCCCUCAUCCUAGAGCCGUUAAACUUGUCCUACAAGUAUACACAGUACAGAACAUGCUCUGUGUUUUUACAUCCUGAUAUAUUUACCAUUUACAUCUCGCACAGACUAGACUCAAGACUAUUAAAGGAGCAGUUCACCCAAAAAAUCUGUUCUCUCAUCUACUCUCUCUCUCAUGUCAUCCCAAACCCAUAUGACUUUCUUUCUUAUGCGGAACACAAAAGGAGAUGUUGUAAUGAAUAUCUUGGUCCGUCUUCUCAAUACAGUGGCAUUUUUGGGUGAAUUGUCCCUUUAAACGCUAAGAGUCUGCUCACUUUUUCAUAUGGAUAUUGAGCAGAAGGAGGAAGAGAUGUCAUAGGAGUGCGUGUGUGUACUGUGUUAGUGGACAUUGUAGGUGAAUAAUGAAUUAUAUGUUCUGGCUGAUCUGAUAAAACAUCUAUACAGUGAUUCUGGAUAGAAGAUUUGGCAAUGUAUGGUUUUGUACAGUAAAAAUAAAGACAAUUAUAACCUCAAAUCAGGGUUGUAAAAGCAAGAUUUACUACAUGAGUGAGUUACUCACGAAACUGUCAUGAACAUGUCCAGAUCAUAUUUCAACCCAAAAUCAAAAGAGAGAUGCAAGUAAAUAUAUUUUGCAUAAAGAAAAUUAAGCUUGUUUUUAGUACCAAUUUAAAUAUUUGGCAUUGUGUCAUUAUUUUCAUGACAGUCAACAACAUUUCCCACCAAUGAUUCUGAUUACUGUUAACCUACUGAGUUUUUUUUAAAUUAUUAUUUAUUUAUUUUUAUUCUCAUUAUUCUCAAUAAAGAUACUUGUUAGAUUCUUAUUAUGUAAAUCCGUUUUUACUAGGGCUGCCCCCAACCAAAGAUUUUCCUAGUGACGAUAUUAUUAUUAUUAUUAUUAGGCUAUUAUUAUCAAAUUAAUAUUACAAAUAAUUUCCCCGUAGACACACAGACACGCGCUUGAAGAAACACACUUUAUUAUAUUAUUAAGAACAGAUGACAGAAAAGCCAUCUAUGCGCAUGUAUCACAUGCUGUUUGUACGGAGGCGCGCAGUCUCGUGGAACACGCGCAUGUAAAAGUUUCUCACUUUUUUGUUUCUGUCUUGUGAAUUUAUUUUUAGUAUCGUUUAUGAGUGCUGCAAAUGACUUCAAACAUCUCAGCUCAGGAGGUGCUUUGAGUUCAGUUUGCUUUAUUUCCACAGAGCAGUUCAUUGUGACCACAACUCUGCUUGCUCGUGAAGGAGGGAACAAAAUGAAUUUAUUCACACACAUGAUGUAUUUUCCCGGACAACGAAAUACCCGACCGGUAGAAAAUGCACAGAUGAAAUAGGUUCUUAAUAUAUGUCAGCUGUUGUAAAACCAUCUUUCAAAAAGUUGAACAACACACAUUUUAAUUGCACUUAUUUAUUUGUUUUCCAGUUUCAUUUGAAUUUUUAGUUAAAAUAAAUAAAGCUCAAAGUUUGAAAUCAAGGUGUCUUGCUUUAUUGUGUAGGCUUAACACAAAACCGGCUUAAUGAAAAUUACCCCAUAGUACCACUUUGUCGGUUUCCUGUGGAGUUAUUUCUGCGACCAACCAACCAAUCAAAACUUGGUCGACCAAGACUCUUCUCGUUGACUAACGUUUGGUCGACUAUCAGGGGGUAGCCCUAGUUUUUACAGUAUUACAGUUGAAAAUAUUGUAAUUCAAUUGUAACAAGUUCACAAGGAGGGGAAAGGAGGAAGCGGGAGAUGGCAAAAUCCAACUCAAAAGGUAAUUUAUUUACACAACUUUUCAGUCUAAACAUAAAUGUUUGCUUUUCAGCUUCAUUAGAACGAUCACACACAUAAGCACUGCUGCGUCCGUCUCUCUCACCUCUCUGGUGUCUGGCUCAAUCUUAAACACCUCUCCAACUCUCAGCUGUUAUAGAUAAUCAAUCACAGGUGGGGAUCCCUACUGUUCUCAUCUCCCAAUCUUGCUCUCGAUUCACAAGCGGAGUUCAACCACUCCCCCACCUCCACAGCAAUAUUUCAUUUAAAUAAGCAUAUAUUAACAAAUAUUCCCAAGAUAUUCCCAAGUACUUUUCUUUUAUUAUUAUUUGUAUUAUUCUUUCGCAUUAAAGUAUGACGAUGAGACUUCUUCACAUUACAUUAAUACGAAUUUUGGGGGAAAUGUGCUUGAUUGUAAUGAAAAUAAAGUCAAUGCAAUUUUAUGUCUUUACUGUAUUUUUGCAAAAUUAUUUUUUUAAUUAUUAUUAUUAUUAUAGUAUAGGGGUGAAAUAUGACCAAGACAUGUCAGUGACAGGUUUCAUUAGACUCAUCUUUAAAGGAAUAAACAGUAAAGUACUUAGAAAACUGCAAUGUGGAUUAUUAGAUUUGCUAGACUUACACAUGGUUUGAACAUUUCUGUGUAUUUGGAGAGACUGUGAGGGGUUGUGGGCUAUUCGUAUUAAUCAUAUAACAUUUUAUGCUUCAUAUCUUCCUCUCCUUUAACUGCUGAUGUUUCCACAUUGAUGGGUUUGUUAUUGUGUUUUUGUUAUAUUCAGCUAUGUUAUGUGAUUUUUUUUUCUUAAAGACUUGGCUGUUUAUUAACAAGAUACUGAAACUGAACCUGUCUACUGUGUCAUCUUAUUUUAAGAGAUAGUUCACCCAAAAAUGAAAGUUCUCAUUAUUUACUCACCCUCAUGAUAUCCCAGGUGUGUAUGACUUUCUUUCCUCCUCAGAACACAUUUGAAGAAAAACAGAAAACUGUCUAAGGUCAGUAGGUCCUUAAAAUGCAAAUGAACGGAGAUUACUCUUUUGAUGCUCCAAAAAUCACAGACAGUCAGCAUAAACGUCAUCCGUAUGACACCAGCUGUUAAAUGUAUGUAUUCUAAAGCGACAUGAUCACUUUUGGUGUGAAAAAGAUAAAUAUUUAAGUAUUUAAAUUUUUAAGUACUCUAAAUCAUUCUUCUGUUCUGCAGCGGUAAGCGUGUGUGACGUAAUCGCAUUGGCAUUUUAAACACGUGAGAACUGCCAGAAGAGCAGCGCUCUGAGUAAGAGGAACGUGGUACAGUAGUGAAGAGGUGUAUAUUUACCUUCACCUUUGAUUCUUCCUGAUAGCCUUUUGACUUAGUUUUACUCAACUAUUAAUCAUCAUUUAUCCUUUUUAAUUUUAGUAGAAUUGUUUCAUUACAUAUAUAUACACCCUUCCGGUCAAAAGUUUUGAAACACUUGACUGAAAUAUUUCUCAUGAUCUUAAAAAUCUUUUGAUCUGAAGGCGUAUGCUUAAAUGUUUGAAAUUAGUUUUAUAGACAAAAAUAUAAUUGUGCCACCAUAUUAAUUUAUUUCAUUACAAAACAAAAAUUUCAUAAUUAAAAAAAUAAUAAUUUUUGAAAUUGAUGACGGACCAAAUAAUAAAGAAAAGCAGCCAAUAAGUGCUCAACAUAGAUGGGAACUCCUUCAAAACUGUUUAAAAAGCAUCCCAGGGUGAUACCUCAAGAAGUUGGUUGAGAAAAUGUCAAGAGUACAUGUCUGCAAAUUCUAGGCAAAGGGUGACUACUUUGAAGAUGCUCAAAUAUAACACAGUUUUGAUUUAUUUUGG
Molecule: messenger RNA, 4829 nt
Organism: Myxocyprinus asiaticus (Chinese sucker)
Lineage: Eukaryota; Metazoa; Chordata; Actinopteri; Cypriniformes; Catostomidae
Gene: sirt6
Product: sirtuin 6
Exons: 8
Coding region: 106-1254 (382 amino acids)
Molecular function (GO): NAD+ binding
Source: RefSeq, a predicted model, not a curated record